Messenger RNA from Colletotrichum tamarilloi, 210 nucleotides. RefSeq lists its product as uncharacterized. NCBI's taxonomy places the organism in Eukaryota, Fungi, Ascomycota, Sordariomycetes, Glomerellales, Glomerellaceae. The transcript is spliced from 2 exons. The coding region runs from base 1 to 210 and encodes 69 amino acids. The record is from RefSeq and is a predicted model, not a curated record.
AUGUCUUCCAUGGCCCUACCCAUGAAGCAUACCGAGGCGGUACUCCCUAUGUACACUACCUACGCAUACUCAGUGCAGGUGCGCAUAUUUGCUUUCAUUCCUGCGUCGGCGAAAAGGUGCUUCGAAACUCUCAAGACACCGCAACCGGCGCCGACUCAUGACCUCAUGACCCCCAGUCUUGUUGUACUCCGUACGGCCCGCGCCUCGUAG